This is a messenger RNA of Bathycoccus prasinos, 2922 nucleotides long. Its product is annotated as coatomer subunit beta'. The record is from RefSeq and is a predicted model, not a curated record. Gene Ontology annotation, biological process: intracellular protein transport; retrograde vesicle-mediated transport, Golgi to endoplasmic reticulum; endoplasmic reticulum to Golgi vesicle-mediated transport. Gene Ontology annotation, cellular component: COPI vesicle coat. Gene Ontology annotation, molecular function: structural molecule activity; protein binding. The coding region runs from base 1 to 2922 and encodes 973 amino acids. The transcript has a single exon. NCBI's taxonomy places the organism in Eukaryota, Viridiplantae, Chlorophyta, Mamiellophyceae, Mamiellales, Bathycoccaceae.
AUGCCGUUACGAUUAGACAUCAAACGCAAACUGGUCCAACGCUCCGAUCGCGUCAAAGGGGUGGAUUUACACCCGGUGGAACCGUGGAUUCUGGCGAACUUGUACUCCGGGAACGUGUUCAUUUGGAACCACGCGACGAAUAGUUUAGUGAAGAGCUUCGACGUGACGGAGUUACCGGUACGAACGGCGAAGUGGUGCCUGCGGAAACAAUGGAUCGUCUGCGGUUCGGACGAUAUGUUCAUUCGAGUGUAUAACUAUAACACUUCGGAGCUUAUUAAAGCGUUCGAGGCGCACGCGGAUUACAUUCGGUCGGUGUGCGUGCACCCGACGCAACCGUUCGUAUUGUCGUGUUCGGACGAUAUGUUGAUUAAGUUGUGGUCGUGGGAGAAAGAUUGGGAUUGCAUGCAGAUUUUUGAGGGCCAUUCGCACUACGUGAUGCAAGCGUGCUUUAACCCGAAAGAUACGAACACGUUCGCGUCGGCGAGUUUGGAUCGAACCGUCAAGGUGUGGUCGAUUGGCCAACCGACGCCGAACUUUACGUUGGAAGGCCACGAGAAAGGGGUGAACUGCGUGGAUUACUUUACCGGUGGGGAUAGGCCGUAUUUGAUUUCUGGCGCGGACGAUAAGUUGGUGAAGAUUUGGGAUUACCAAACGAAAACGUGCGUGCAAACGUUGGACGGGCACUCGCACAACGUCAGUGCUGUGGCGUUUCACCCGGAGUUGCCGAUCAUCAUCACCGGUAGCGAAGACGGGACGUUGAGAAUUUGGCACCAAACGACGUACAGAUUGGAAAACACCUUGAAUUACGGCUUAGAGCGCGUGUGGGCGAUUGGAGUUAUUAAAGGUUCCAACGCCGUCUCGGUCGGUUACGACGAAGGGACGGUCAUGUUCAAGAUUGGGAGAGAAGACCCGGUGGCGAGCAUGGACGCGAGCGGUAAAAUAGUGUACGCGAAGCAUAACGAAGUGCAAACGGUUAACGUGAAAGCUUUACCGCAAGACUACGAGAUCGCGGACGGGGAGAGAUUGCCGUUAGCCGCGAAAGACUUUGGUUCGUGCGAUUUGUACCCUCAAUCCAUUGAACACAACCCGAACGGGAGAUUUAUCACCGCGUGCGGCGACGGCGAGUAUAUCAUUUACACCGCGUUGGCGUGGAGAAACAAAGCGUUUGGUUCAGCGUUAGAGUUUGGAUGGUCUGCGGAUGCGAGCGAAUACGCCAUUCGCGAGUCGCCGAGUAAGAUUAAAAUCUUCAAGAACUUUAAAGAAAAAUUGGAGUUUCGCCCGCACUUCGCAGCAGAAGGCUUGCACGGCGGCGCUUUGUUGGGUUUGAGAUCGACUGAUUUUAUUUGCUUUUACGAUUGGGAACAAGCGAACGUCAUUCAGCGCAUCGACGCGACGGUGAGAGAUGUGAAAUGGUCAGAGUCCGGGGAAAUGUGCUGCAUCAUCUCCGAAAACAGCUUCUAUAUUUUGAGGUACGACCCGGAAGUCGUCGCCGCGGCGUUUGAAAGCGGCGAGUUUGACGAAGGCGAAGGCGUCGAGGACUCGUUCGAGCUCUUGGCGGAAAUUUCGGAAACUGUUUUGACCGGUAUUUGGGUUGGCGAUUGUUUCGUGUACAACAACUCGGAUAUGCGCUUGAACUACGUCAUCGGCGGUGAAGUCACGACAUUGUUCCACAUGGAUCGACCGAUGUAUUUGUUGGGGUACUUGGCCGCGCAAAGUCGCUUGUACUUGAUCGACAAAGAGUUCCAAAUCGUCACGUACACGAUGCUUUUGAGCGUCAUUGAGUUUAAAACGUUAGUUUUGCGAGGCGAAUUAGAAGCCGCGGAGGAGUUGUUGACGUCUAUUCCGACGGAACACCACAACUCCGUCGCUCGAUUCUUGGAGGCUAGAGGUUUGGUCUCGGACGCUUUGAGAGUGGCGACUGAUCCGGACUUUAAGUUUGAACUCGCGGUACAACUCGGCGAGCUUGGUAUCGCGAAAGAAAUCAUCGAAUCUUACAACGACGACGUCGGCGAGAGUAAGUGGAAACAGCUCGGCGAGCUCGCGAUGUCUACCGGUGAGCUCGAUUUAGCCGCCGCGUGCUUGGACCGCUCGGGCGAUUUGAGCGGUCAACUCUUGUUGGCUUCCGCCGCGGCAAACCCGAAGCAGUUGAUGCAACUCGCCGAAGCUGCCAAAGCCAAAGGCAAGAACAACGUCGCGUUCGUUUGUUUGUUUUCGUUGGGUGAUAUCGACGCGUGCUUGGACUUGCUCGUGGAAACUGGAAGAGUCCCCGAAGCCGCUUUCAUGGCGCGAACGUACGCGCCGUCUAGAGUUUCCGAAAUCGUCCAGUUAUGGAAAUCCGAUUUAGGUAAGAUUAACAAGAAAGCCGCCGAGGCAUUAGCCGACCCCGCGGAGUUUGCAAACUUGUUUCCAAACUUUGACGAAGCUUUAGUGAUGGAAGAAGACGCCAAAAAGACCAAAAUGUCCAGCAAGAGACCGUCGGCGUCGGCGUACGGAGGGGAGCAAGAGUUAGCGAAACAGAUGGAAAAAUCGGCGACCGUAGCAGAAGAACAAGAAGAACAAACAAAAAACGAAACGAAAGAAGAAAAGGAAGAACCGGCGCAGAACGCGCCUCCGACGCCCAAGUCGGAGCCGCCGAAAUCGCCAAAGAAAGAGGCGAAGAAAGCGACGCCACCGGCCAGUCCAAAAGCGCCGCCUUCUCCUUCGCCGAAAAAGGCGGAAAAGGAAGAAGAAAAACCGACGAAGGAAGUCCCGGCGCCGAAAAUCCCCGCCCCGAAAUCUCCAAAGAAAGCAGCGCCAGAGCCUCCGGCGAGCCCGAAGGCGGCUUCCGCAGCAACGCCUCCGGAUGAUUUCGUCGACGCGAACGAGGAAGGCCCCGCCGGGGACGAAGACGCCGACGAGUGGAUCGACGAACCGACCGAUUAA